UGCCGCCUAACGGGAGACGGACUAGGCAAGUCAGCAGACCAAGAGAGCGCGCGGAAUGAGGGCGACGGGCUAGUUUGGGAGAGGGGACCCUCAGGGGAGGUGGCAUUCUGUAUGGGGUCAAGAAGAGGGGCAUUCGAGGCGAGGGGGGCGCCGGUUUGAGUUCCUAGGAGGACCGGAGCUGGGCGGUGCGCACGUCCAGGAAGCUGACGGUAGCUGGGGAGCGGGGAGGGUAGCCGGCUUAGAAAGGAACGCGGGGGGUUGUUCUUGGUGUGAUGGGGGCACUGGAGCUUUUGAGCAGGGCGUGACCCGGGCCGGCUCCUGUUCAGGUCAUCCCGGCUGCUUUUGGAGAACCGUUCUGUAGUCAGAGCCGAGGCUCCGGCCCUCAUCAGCAGGGAGGCCAGGGCCUGGGCCUGGGUGGGGUUAGCGCACAGAGGGGGUCACUUUGGGGCCUUAUUGGCUAAAAUCAAGCCUCGCGGAGGUAUCAGUGUGGGUGGAGAGAGAGGGACAUGGAGGAUGGCUUCUGGUUGUCUGGCCUGAGCAAUGUCGGAUGGAAUUGCCAUGAACCAAUCCAGGAAAGACUAGAGAGGAGUGGGUUUGGGGGUGAAAACUGAACGAUCGUUUGUGGACAUGUGACCCUUGAAAAGCCUGUUAGACGUCCAAGAGGAGAGGCAGGGGCAGCCGCAGGGUGCGUGUAUGACUGGAGUUUGGGAGAGAGAUCGACACUAGGGCCUUGGAUCUGGGAAGGAGAGCCGGUGGAUGGUGCCUAGGGCCGGGGGCCUGGGUGUGCCAGGGGAGGCGAGUUUAGAGGAGGGCGGCGGGCCACAGGGAACCCUGGGACACUCCACUGCAUGCAGGGGAAGGGGAGGCGGAAGCAGCAAGGAGUGGGGCAGGCGCAGCUGGAAGGGGGAGGAUUCUGAGAGGGUGUGGUGGGCACUUAGGACCCCCGGGGAGCAAGUGCCCAGUGCUGCCUGGGAGGCGAGGGUGGGGAAGGACCUGAUGAAUACAGCAGUAUGCCCAAGGCUGUGGACCCCGUCCGUCCGGCAGCUCUGUGGGCAGAGGGGCCAGCCUGACUACUGGCUAGAAGCAGUGGGAGGUGAGAUCUGGAGACAGCAAGUGCAGACAAGUUUGGACCUCGCCCUGCAAAGGUCACGAAGGCGCAGCUCUCAGAAGUGCAGCUCAGUGAACGUUACAGACUGUGCGGCUGCCUCCCAGAAGGCCCACCUGCCCCAGGAGCCCACUCACUGUCCCUCCAACAUCUGCUGCCUGCCCUGGUUCGUAAAUGUCUCUGAGAGCCAGGGGCCUGGCACGGUCCUUGAGUCCUUCUCCUUCAACUGCUCAUCUCACGUGCCUACCCUGGAGCUGCUCCAUGUGCAGCCACCCACCACCUUCUUCAACCCACCCAGCCUGACCAGGUGGCAGGGGAUCUAUGUGGGCAUGGUUACCCUGAGCAGCUCAGCCCGGCUGGAUGCCCUAGCAGUGAACCACUAUGAGCUGCGGCUGCGGUUCACGUGUGGCACUCAUGUGAUGGAGGGACCCCUCUCUGUGGAUGUGCAGCGGGACUCCGGCCGUAUCCAGUGUGCUGGCCGAUUUGCCAGCCCAGCUGGCGAAGUCAUCCAGGUGCCGGAAACUGUCCAACCUGGCGCCCAGCUAUACACUCUGCUGCUCCCAGGCCUGGAACUCCGGGGUGCCCAGGUGAGCAUCACCAGUGCCCAGGACCCUGCACACUUCCCCGGACCUUUCUCCAUCGAUGGGCAGGGUUGGCUGCGGGCACCGCCCCAGGGCCUCAAAGGCCAGGCUCCAAAGGCUUUCCAGCUCCACAUCGUGGUGACCUUCGGACAAAACCGGAGCUGUCAUGGGGUGCUGAGAGUGGACGUUCUGCCUGUCCCCUCCAGCCAGGUCUCCUUCCUGGAGCAGGCCCAGAACAUCACCAUCCCUGAGAACCUGGCUCCCGGGAGUAAGGUGGCUCAGGUCCACGCCCAGGGCUCUGACGUGCGCUACGAAAUCCUCUCCCCAGCACCGUGCCCGCUCUUCUCCAUCGGACGUGAUGAUGGUGUGGUCCGGUCCACCGCACCCCUGGAGCUGGCACAGGCCCCAGGUACAGCAGUUACUAGGCUGCAGGUGAAGGCCUAUGAGCGACUCCGGCCCUGGGCCAGCGUCGAACAGGACCUCACGGUGAAUGUGCGGUCGGUCAACCGCUGGCCUCCACGCUGCCUUCCAGCGCUACUGGUGACACAGAUCCCGGAGACCACGCCUGUGGGCACCGUGCUGACCACCUUCACUUGCACUGACCCGGACUCCCCUGGCUCUGCCCUUGACUUCCAGCUGCUGUCCCACAGCCCUCCUGGCCCAGCCAGCCUCUGCCUUCGAAACAGGGUCCUGGAGGUGCCCAGCCCAUUCCCAGUCCCCCUGCUGCAUGCCUGGGACAAGAAGGGGGGAAGGCUGAGGGUGAAUGCCACGCUGGACUGUGACACUCCUGGGGUGUGCUUCCAGCAUGUGGCCUCCAUCCUGGUCCUCGAUGGGGGCCAGCCCCUGAUGACCACUGAGGUGCCAGUGCUGGUGACAGUGACGCCUGUCAACGAGUUCUCCCCAGCCUGUGCUCCACGCACGUUCCAUGUUCGGGAGGAUGCGGGACCCCACACUCUGCUGGGCUCUGUGGUGGGCACGGACGCGGAUUAUCCUCAUGACAGCGCUGAGUACUACGUCUCCGGCAGGCCCGCUGUCUUUGCUGUGGACCGUCUCAGCGGAGAGGUCCGCCUCCUGGGGCGGUUGGACUACGAGCUGCAGAGGUGGUACAGGCUUGCUGUCCUGCUGGCAGACCACAGCCAAGACCAGGACCCCACCCACCGCCGCUCGGGCUCCUGCACCAUUACCAUCGAGGUUGAGGUGGUUCAGCCCCAAGGCCUUGAUGAGGGCUCAGACUCUAGCGUUCUGCUCUCCCGCUGUGCCUCAGUUCCCUCCGUUGGUUGGCUAGACAGGGUGGUGCCUUCCUGUGGAAAGCCUUGCAGCCUGGGGCCUGACACCAGGGCUGUGGCGGGAAGAGGCGGAGGCACUGGCCUAGGGGUUUGGAAAGUGGGUGACCUGACUGCCUUCCUGCAGGACGUGAAUGACCAUGCUCCCGAGUGUGAGCCCCCACUCCAGGAGCUCAUCGUCCACGCACCCCUGGGCCGUCGUAUGGAGGUGACCAACCUGUCAUGUUGGGUACCCCAGGAGCCACAACGCCUGGCCUUCUCCUACAGCAUCGUGGCGGGGAAUAGCCAGAGCCGAUUCAGACUGCAAGGAGCUGCCUUGGUGCACAGUGAAGCCACGGUGGGACCCCCCUGGCCAAAUCAGCCCCAUACUCAGGAGCUCUUGAUCCGUGUGGCCGAUGCAGGUCCCUCCAUACCCCGCCUCAGCACCACAGCCACGGUCAUUGUGCAUCUAGUCCCCUGGAGGGCCAGCACAGAGGCCACCAGCACCCACAGAGCCACGGUGCCUUCAGGGGUGACACCCCUGCUCGUGACAGAUACAGAGGCUUUCUGGCAGCCGGAGCCCUGGUUCGUGGUAGUGCUGACGGUGACGGGCGCCCUUCUCCUCGCGGCUCUGGGCUGGCUCCUCAGCAGGCCCCUCCAGGGGUUGGCCCAGGUGAUACAGGCACCAAGCAAACCAGCCCAGUGUCUUCUGCCAAACAGCACCCAGGGAACCCAGGGGUCCAUGGAGGGGUUCGUGGCGGCACCAAGGAUGCAGAUGCCCCAGCAACCCAGCAGCGUCCGAAGCCUGCAGCAUUUUGAUGGCAGAGCGCAGGAUUCCCGUGAGUACCCGCUUCCUAACCAUUCUCCACCUGGGCCCACUUUCUCUCCUUUUCCCACUUCAGUAUCUCCUCCUACCACCAAUCCACUGUCUGAUCUUUCCCUGAAUGGAGUCUGUCCUCAGCCCUCCUCCCCCCUCAGCCAGUGUUUGUCAAGCACCUGUAGGACCAGGAGAUGACUCAGCCCUGGACUGGUUUCUGACCACAAGGGAAAGGGGGAAGGUGGAGACGCCCCAGGACACUCCACUGUCAACCAGUGAAUUAUGUCAGAGUAACCUGGCACUGGGCUUAGGAGGGAGCUGGGGUCCAGUUUUGGGGAUUCGAGGAUACUUCCUAUGCAUUUGAGCCAGACCUGAAAAGAUGUGCUGAGAAGGCAGGAAGGGUACAGGCUGGAUCAAGCAGAAGUUGGGGGGGGGUCACACCAAGGGUCCUGGAAUGUCUCCCCUACCCUUAGCGGAAGGAGGGAGGCAGUUCUUCUGAGACCAGUUCUCUCUCCCUCCCGACCACCUGAGGUCAGGUACAGGCAGAGAUUACCUGUUCAACACGCGCACGGGAGCCCGGCGUUGGCUCUGAGGCCGAGAAGCUGCUUCACUUUGUGGAAUUUGUUGUGAUCAUGGGCUGUGAUUUUGAGUUGAUUCAAUAAUAAACAAAAUUACAAACAGAGAA
Manis pentadactyla (Chinese pangolin) is the source of this 4450-nucleotide messenger RNA. It is a transcript of the gene CDHR4, whose product is annotated as cadherin related family member 4. NCBI's taxonomy places the organism in Eukaryota, Metazoa, Chordata, Mammalia, Pholidota, Manidae. Gene Ontology annotation, cellular component: plasma membrane; catenin complex. Gene Ontology annotation, molecular function: calcium ion binding; cadherin binding. The transcript has 17 exons. The coding region runs from base 757 to 3963 and encodes 1068 amino acids. Gene Ontology annotation, biological process: homophilic cell-cell adhesion. The record is from RefSeq and is a predicted model, not a curated record.